Molecule: messenger RNA, 329 nt
Organism: Staurois parvus
Lineage: Eukaryota; Metazoa; Chordata; Amphibia; Anura; Ranidae
Source: the annotation of a GenBank genome assembly
AUGUCCCUCCUGCAGUGUCCCCGGCAAUGUAAUCCAGCAGAUGUCGGCAUCUGUCAUCUGGGUUCCGUCCCCUGCGAGCGUCGGGAGGUACGGGGAUGGAAUGGCGGGAAAUUUGAAAAUGACAAAAAUAAAACAUUCCUGUAUCAAACCAUUUCACAUACAUUUUGUCCCGAGUGCUUUGUCCUGUGCCCUGCCUGCAUUUUUACUGUUCUUUCUGCCUGAAAACUGAGAAACAUCCAUGGCGUCCAAAAAGCGUCCCUUUAGGUCAAAAGCGGUUUUAGACCGGCUAGAGAACAGCGAUAUUAAAUUAGAACCACUUGCAGAAUUGA